This is a messenger RNA of Pseudonaja textilis, 1581 nucleotides long. The record is from RefSeq and is a predicted model, not a curated record. Lineage: Eukaryota; Metazoa; Chordata; Lepidosauria; Squamata; Elapidae.
UAUGUGUUCUUUGGAGGUCAUGUGAGAGGAUUGUGUUGUCAUUUGUCCUCUGGCACCUCCCCAAAUUGUGUGAGAACAGAACUUUCAUGCUCAGCCCAUGGAAGAGCAUUCUCCCAAUCCAAUUCAAGAACAAAGGCCUCAUGCAGUGUGACUCAGAGCAUCCUAGGGUACAGGUAAUAAUGGGCAGGAGAAUCAAGAUUCCUCUGAACUGUCCCAGGUGAUCAAUGCUAAAGAUGGAACGGAGAAGUUUGGAAUUCGAAUGGAAUUCGAAAGCCAUGAGAGAAACCAGUCAAAGAAUUGGAAUCAGGAGAGCUCAUCUUACACUGAUACUCCGAUGCAAGACUUUCUUGCCCAAGAAGAGAAAAUAAGGAAAAAAUAUACUGGAAAAAGUGUGAAGCUAUUCAAAGGUAAAGUACAAGUAGAUGAAAACUAUUUAACCCAAAACAAAGGAGAAGAUGCUAUAAGAAGACACAAUGGAGAGAAUUACAAUGGGACUUUCAUUCUUUCUCUUGGGAAUAACUUCCUUACAGCUCAAAAAGUGAUUGACACAAAAGAGAAGCCUUAUAAAUGUUUGGAAUGCGGAAAAUGUUUUAGAACAAGCAGGCAACUUACUUCCCAUGAAAGGAUCCACACAGGGGAGAAACCAUUUAAAUGCAUGGAGUGUGGAAAGACCUUCGCUCGAAGAAGUACUCUUCUUUCCCAUAAGAUGAUCCACACAGGGGAGAAGCCAUAUAAAUGCAUGGAGUGUGGAAAGAGCUUCGCUCGAAGAAGUACUCUUCUUUCCCAUAAGAUGAUCCACACAGGGGAGAAGCCGUAUAAAUGCAAGGAGUGUGGAAAGACCUUUGCUAAUAACGGUAACCUAAGAAGACACCAAAUGAUCCACUUAGAAGAGAAACCAUAUAAAUGCAUGGAGUGUGGAAAGACCUUUGCUCUGAGCAGUGGCCUUAGAAGCCACAAAACUCACCACACAGGAGAGAAACCAUUUAAAUGCAUGGAGUGUGGAAAAACCUUUACUCGAAGAAGUAGUCUUAUUUCCCAUAAGAUGAUACACACAGGAGAGAAGCCGUAUAAAUGCAUGGAGUGUGGAAAGACCUUUGCUCAAAGAAGUAAUCUUAUUUCCCAUAAGAUGAUACACACAGGAGAGAAGCCGUAUAAAUGCAUGGAGUGUGGAAAGACCUUUGCUAAUAACAGUAACCUAAGAAGACACCAAAUGACCCACUUAGAAGAGAAACCAUCUAAAUGCAAGGAGUGUGGAAAGAUGUUUACUCAGAGCAGUGACCUAAAAAUACACAAAAAGCUCCAUACAGGAGAGAAGCCAUUUAAAUGCACAGAAUAUGGAAGGUCCUUUGCUCAUAGAUAUAAACUUAUUUCUCAUAAGAUGAUCCAGACCAAAGAAGCCAUAUAAAUGUAUAAAUGUAUGGGAUUUGGAAAGAGCUUUGCUCAUAGAUGAAAUGUUAUUUCCCAUUAGAAAUUAGGUAAAGGAAUAUUAUUGUGAUGUAGGAAUUAAAUACAAAGGGGGUUGACAAUUAGAAACAUGUUGAUAUAAUUAACAUAAAAAGUAUAAAUAAGCUAAUACAUGAA